This is a messenger RNA of Lutzomyia longipalpis, 201 nucleotides long. RefSeq lists its product as uncharacterized. The transcript is spliced from 4 exons. The coding region runs from base 1 to 201 and encodes 66 amino acids. NCBI's taxonomy places the organism in Eukaryota, Metazoa, Arthropoda, Insecta, Diptera, Psychodidae. The record is from RefSeq and is a predicted model, not a curated record.
AUGCUUCUUUGGAGGAAUGUGGCCCAAAUUGGACCUUUUAGUGAAGUUUUUAAUCCAUUUUUACUUAAAAUCUAUUCAAAAAACUUUAUGCCACAUCUCAGGCAUAUUGGUUUAUCUUAUAAUAAUUUUAAAUGCUCCCGUCUUAAUAUUUUACUGAGAAAAUUCAAAGAACAAAAUGUGGAAAUUUAUAUGAAAAAUUGA